CUUCUCCUUCUUCUUCUCCUUCUUCUUCUCCUUCUUCUUCUCGUCAUACACUUUCAACCAAGUGGAUACUUUUCUGUUUCGCAGACUCGAAAAUAACCAGCAAUGUUCAGACAAGUUAGAGGUUUUGCCUCCACCGCCGCCCGUCGCUCGUACGCCGACACCAUCAAGAACCUCAAGAUCAACAAGGACACCAAGGUUAUUUACCAAGGUUUCACCGGUAAGCAGGCCACCUUCCACGCGCAGAAUGCCAUUGACUACGGCACCCAGGUUGUCGGUGGUACCAACCCAAAGAAGGCCGGCACCACACACCUGGACCGCCCAGUGUUCGGCUCUGUCCGUGAGGCCAUUGAGCAGACCGGUGCCACGGCCACCGGUAUCUUUGUCCCACCUUCCAUCGCUGCUAAGGCCAUUGAGGAGGCUAUCGAGGCCGAGAUCUCGCUUGCCGUCGCCAUCUCCGAAGGUAUUCCACAGCACGACAUGUUGCGUAUCGCCAACAUAUUGAAGACCCAGUCCAAGACCAGAUUGGUUGGUCCAAACUGUCCAGGUAUCAUUGCUCCAGAGCAGUGUAAGAUUGGUAUCAUGCCUCAAAGCAUCCACAAGAGAGGUAAGAUUGGUAUUGUCUCCAGAUCCGGUACCUUGACCUACGAGGCUGUUGACCAGACCACGAAGGCCGGAUUGGGCCAAUCCUUGGUUAUCGGUAUUGGUGGUGAUCCAUUCCCAGGUACCAACUUCAUCGACGCCUUGACUUUGUUCUUGAACGACCCAGAGACCGAGGGUAUCAUCAUGAUUGGUGAGAUUGGUGGUUCUGCUGAGGAGGAGGCUGCUGAGUUCCUCAAGCAGCACAACUUGACCAGAGAGGUUCCAAAGCCAGUUGUCUCCUUCAUUGCCGGUGUCUCUUCUCCUCCAGGUAGACGUAUGGGUCACGCUGGUGCCAUCGUUGCCGGUGGUAAGGGUGGUGCUCAAGACAAGAUUAGAGCCUUGGAGGCUGCUAACGUUGUUGUCCAACCAUCCCCAGCUAGAUUGGGUCAAGGUUUGUUGGACCAAUUCAACGCCAGAAAGUAAAUAUUCUCGUGAUAGCAGCGUGUGCUUUGUGUGCUCUUUUGCUUUAAGAAUGCCCCUUCAUUUGACAUGAACUCAUAUAUUCCUGUUUUGCUUUGACAAUGCCUUUCUAUAUAUAUCCUUUGACAGAAAUUGAAAUGAAGAGGUGCAGAGGGAGAGAGAACCAAACGACUCGUGCUGCAAUUUUUUUAAAUAUGAACAAAAGAUAA
Molecule: messenger RNA, 1268 nt
Organism: Williopsis jadinii
Lineage: Eukaryota; Fungi; Ascomycota; Saccharomycetes; Phaffomycetales; Wickerhamomycetaceae
Gene: LSC1
Product: succinate--CoA ligase (GDP-forming) subunit alpha
Exons: 1
Coding region: 103-1062 (319 amino acids)
Biological process (GO): tricarboxylic acid cycle
Cellular component (GO): succinate-CoA ligase complex (ADP-forming); mitochondrion
Molecular function (GO): succinate-CoA ligase (GDP-forming) activity; succinate-CoA ligase (ADP-forming) activity
Source: RefSeq, a predicted model, not a curated record